AUGAUUUCGCGUAUACCAUGUGAAAAGUGUGGGAAGGCCUACUUUCGUACCAAAUACGUUAUUGUGCUGGAUGAAGAAAAUGCUAGCUCAUUGAAGGUAGGACGAUUGAAUUUAGUGGAUCUGGCUGGUAGCGAGCGUCAGUCAAAAACAGGAUCGAUUGGAGAUCGCUUCAAAGAAGCAACCAAGAUAAAUUUAUCGCUUUCCGCUUUGGGCAAUGUGAUAUCAGCACUUGUCGGUGGCAAAAGCACUCAUGUGCCAUACAGGGACUCGAAGUUGACACGCUUGCUGCAAGAUGUUCCAGACGAGGAUUACCUCAGUGAGCAACAGAGACGCUUAGAGGAUGAAAAGCAAGCGGUUAUUGCCAGUUCGAGCAUUAUUGAUGAGGUAACAAAGGACCGUUUUAUCGAAAUCUUUUAA
Messenger RNA from Gongylonema pulchrum, 417 nucleotides. The record is from the annotation of a GenBank genome assembly. NCBI's taxonomy places the organism in Eukaryota, Metazoa, Nematoda, Chromadorea, Rhabditida, Gongylonematidae.